CUAUUUCACGAUGGGCGAUCGGUUCAACAUGACAACGGACAUCAAGGAAGCAUUCCGACGGUCUCUCCGGACGGUGAAAGAUUGGGCACUAACCACUCCACGACUCUCCAAGAGCAGCUACAUCUUCUUUAGGAGCUAUUCUCCAUCGCACUACGACAACGGGACAUGGGACACAGGUGGCUCCUGCGCGAACCAAUGGGAUCCGCUAACGAUGAUUGCCAGUGAGAGUGACCAGCAGGAGCACUUGUGGAUCAACACAAUGAUUUCGAGUGUGGCACGGAGCAUGAGGAGACGACAUGGGAUGAACAAGGAUGUGGUUUUCUUGAACAUAACGUACAUGACAGGCUUGAGAAGGGAUGGACACCCGUCGCGGCACCGGGAGCCAGAGACGCCAUCGGAUGCCCCAGAGGAUUGCAGCCACUGGUGCCUCCCAGGUGUGCCGGACACGUGGAACCAGAUGAUGUACGGGCACCUCGUGUCCUUGGGAUAUGACACGAGGUCAAUUAAAACAUAGGUAGAUGCAUGAUAUAUAUGUGGUUGUGAGCAUGUAUGUUGUU
Molecule: messenger RNA, 557 nt
Organism: Triticum dicoccoides
Lineage: Eukaryota; Viridiplantae; Streptophyta; Magnoliopsida; Poales; Poaceae
Product: protein trichome birefringence-like 8
Exons: 1
Coding region: 11-514 (167 amino acids)
Cellular component (GO): Golgi apparatus
Molecular function (GO): O-acetyltransferase activity
Source: RefSeq, a predicted model, not a curated record